AUGCUUCACAGAGUUUCUUCAUACACCAUGUUUGUUAUGACCACAGCCUCUGCAGGCCACCUCAGUGACACUGAACUUGCUGCCAUGUCACUUGCCACUAAUGUAAUUUUAGGCUUCGACUUCAACUUACUGUUGGGAAUGUCGAGCGCGCUGGAAACUUUGUGUGGCCAAGCAUUUGGGGCAAAGAACUACCGGAUGUUGGGGAUAUAUCUACAGCGUUCAUGGAUUAUUCUAUUCGUUUGCUGCGUCGCAAUAUCGCCCCUGUUAUAUUUCACAACACCACUUCUCAAGCUCCUGGGACAGAGUCCACAAGUAGCUGAGCUUGCUGGGACUGUGGCGUUGUCUUUUAUUCCUCUUCAUUUCAGCUUUGCAUUUCAGUUUCCCCUUCAGAGGUUCCUGCAGAGUCAGCUGAAGAACAGUGUAAUAGCCUGGGCGACUCUUGUGGCCCUAAUUGUGCAUUUGUUCGUGAAUUGGUUUGUCCUUUUUAAGCUGAAAUUGGGAUUGGUUGCUAUUUCACUUGCGCUUGGAUUUUCGUGGUGGGUCGUCGUGUUUGUUCUACUUGGCUACAGUUUAAGUGGCACAUGUCCUCAUUCAUGGACUGGAUUCUCGUGGGAAGCAUUUUCUGGUCUCUGGCAAUUCCUAAAGCUCUCGGUUUCCUCUGGUGUCAUGAUUUGCCUGGAAAACUGGUAUUACCAAAUACUGGUGGUUUUUGCUGCACGUGUUGGGAAUUCUGUUGCUUUUGAUGCGUUAUCUAUUUGCAUGACAAUCAACGGAUGGGAGAAUAUGAUCCCUGUUGGAUUCUUCAUUGGAACGGGAGUGAGGGUGGCAAAUGAGCUGGGAGCAGGGAAUGGAAGAAAAGCCAAAUUUGCAACCAUAGUAUCUGUGACACAAUCAAUUCUGAUUAGUAUCGUAUUCUGGUUCAUGAUCAUAUUUUUCCACAACGAAAUUGCAUUGGUUUUCACAAGCAGCGAACCGGUGCUGAAAGAAGUAAGCAAGCUCUCUGUAUUUUUGGCCUGUACCAUCCUACUCGGCAGCGUUCAACCAGUUCUUUCAGGAGUUGCCGUUGGAUCCGGAUGGCAGUCAUAUGUGGCAUACAUUAAUUUGGGAUGUUAUUAUUUGGUUGGAGUUCCAUUUGGAGUGCUGAUGGGUUGGGUAUUCAAGCAAGGCGUACUGCGGAUCAUACGUCUAAAUCCAUUUCAGACAUUGAUAUUGGCCAUCAUUGUCAUCAGAUGUGAUUGGGAUAAAGAGGCUUUGAAGGCAGGCAUGCAUAUUGAAAAGUGGGGGAAUAUUAGUCCGGCGGGUUCACUGAUAUGA
This is a messenger RNA of Oldenlandia corymbosa var. corymbosa, 1314 nucleotides long. The record is from the annotation of a GenBank genome assembly. NCBI's taxonomy places the organism in Eukaryota, Viridiplantae, Streptophyta, Magnoliopsida, Gentianales, Rubiaceae.